This is a messenger RNA of Aricia agestis (brown argus), 690 nucleotides long. It is a transcript of the gene Tcs1, whose product is annotated as yrdC domain-containing protein, mitochondrial. Bases 1 to 669 code for a protein of 222 amino acids. The record is from RefSeq and is a predicted model, not a curated record. Gene Ontology annotation, cellular component: cytoplasm. Gene Ontology annotation, biological process: regulation of translational fidelity. NCBI's taxonomy places the organism in Eukaryota, Metazoa, Arthropoda, Insecta, Lepidoptera, Lycaenidae. The transcript has a single exon. Gene Ontology annotation, molecular function: double-stranded RNA binding; tRNA binding; nucleotidyltransferase activity.
AUGAGGAUUGAAAGUAUUACCAAAAUUUUUGACUGCAAAGAAGAUAAUGCAGUAUCUACAGCUUCAAAUCUGCUUUUGAAUGAGGAAGUUAUCGCUGUACCCACAGAUACAAUUUAUGGUUUAGCCUGCAGUGCUAACUGUCCAGAAGCCAUUAAAAAGUUGUACUCAAUUAAAGGAAGAGAUGCAGCUAAGCCGGUGGCUAUUUGUGUUAGCAACAUUUCAGAUGUACGGAAAUGGGGGAAAGCUGAACACCUGCAAGAUGAUCUUCUGCAUAGUUUACUGCCAGGGCCUGUGACAUUAGUUCUAGAGAAGACAAAAUAUUUGGAUAACCCUUAUCUUAAUCCACAGACACGGAAAAUUGGCAUUAGGAUACCUAAGCAUGAAUUCAUGAACCAACUUACUCAGAUGUUAGAUAAACCUGUCGCCUUGACCAGUGCCAACUUUAGCAAUGAACCAUCAUCAUUAAGAAUAGAAGAGUUUGAGAAACUUUAUAGUCGAUUAGGUGCUGUUUUUAAUGGUGGAGUGCUUAGUAAUGGCUUAGAAGUGAAUAGGUCUGGUUCAACCGUUAUUGACUUGUCUCAAUCUGGUGUUUUUAAAAUUAUAAGACCAGGCAUUUCAUAUGAGAAAAUUGUUGAAAUUCUUAAAAAGAACGGUUUAAGUAAAAUAUAAGUUAUUUAUAAAUAAACAAGA